Molecule: messenger RNA, 588 nt
Organism: Striga hermonthica
Lineage: Eukaryota; Viridiplantae; Streptophyta; Magnoliopsida; Lamiales; Orobanchaceae
Source: the annotation of a GenBank genome assembly
AUGGUUUUGGCCUCUCCAAACCCUUUGAAAAUCGAGAAAAUAAGAGACGACAUCGAACUCCCGAUAAUCGACCUCCGUUGGGACCGCACACGAGCCACCGUGCAGAUCGUGAGAGCCUGCGAAGAGUUCGGGUUCUUCAAAGUCAUCAACCACGGCGUGCCGCAGGAGAUUAUCUCCCGGAUGGACCGAGAGGCCCACGAGUUCUUCUCCAGGCCCGCGCCCGACAAGCAGCGGGCGGGCCCCGCCAACCCGUAUGGAUACGGACUGAAAAACAUCGGGCUCAACGGGGACAUUGGCGAGCUCGAGUACCUUCUUCUGCAAGCAAACGCUCCCUACAUUUCGGACAAGUCCGAGUACAUUUCCACCGACCCGGAAAACUUCAGGUAUAAUAUUAAUGGUCCAUCCCUAGUGGCCAUCGAGCCGCUGCUCGCCAGAACAGAUGGCGUCGUCUUCUUCAGUGGAGAAAACUCUGACGGGAACAUCAUCCAUCCGAUGGUGGAGCGCAUGGGGUAUGAGAAUUUGAGGCUUCUAAGGAAUAGCGACACGAUCUCGAUACAUCGAGGGUUCUGUCAGUUGCGUCAAUGCUGA